Messenger RNA from Tetrahymena thermophila SB210, 564 nucleotides. RefSeq lists its product as hypothetical. The record is from RefSeq and is a predicted model, not a curated record. NCBI's taxonomy places the organism in Eukaryota, Ciliophora, Oligohymenophorea, Hymenostomatida, Tetrahymenidae. The transcript has 6 exons.
AUGUCUAAGAAAUCUGGUAAGGGAAAGGGUAAAAAUGACGGAGAUGAGCUAGGAGCAGAAAAGGAAUAAGUUUUGCGUACUAAAGUUGAAUCACUGAUUUAGAGAUUAGGUCAUGAAUAAGAAAGAGCAGAUAGAGCUAAAGCUGCAGAAAACGAAUUAAGAGCAAGAUUAUUUGAUUUGGAUAAAGAUUUUAAAAAUGAAAAAGAUAGACUUUUUUCAAUUACUUCAGAUAUGACAAGACAAUAUAAAUAAAUGCAAGAUGAACUUUUAAAUCAAGUCAAUGACUUAAACAAAACAGUUAUUGAAAAAGAUGAAGAAAUAAAGAAAAAAGAUUAACAAAUUUAAGAUAUGACUAAAGAUUAUGAAUACAAACUCAAGAAAAAAGAUGAUGAAAUAUAAGAUUUGAAGAGAAAGAUAGAGGAAAUGUCUGCAGAAUUCGCUAAGAUGCUUAAGGAUACUCUUGACAAAAUGCAAGAAAGAAUUGAAAUGGUUCAAUGGGACUCUGAUACUGAUCCUCAAAUGAUGAAAAGGUUAAAAGAUAUGACUGGGCUUUCAAACAACUGA